Phacochoerus africanus (Common warthog) is the source of this 1412-nucleotide messenger RNA. RefSeq names its product centromere protein P (gene CENPP). The record is from RefSeq and is a predicted model, not a curated record. The transcript is spliced from 8 exons. Bases 229 to 1239 code for a protein of 336 amino acids. Gene Ontology annotation, cellular component: chromosome, centromeric region; nucleus. Lineage: Eukaryota; Metazoa; Chordata; Mammalia; Artiodactyla; Suidae. Gene Ontology annotation, biological process: CENP-A containing chromatin assembly.
GAAAAAUACAGAGGCUCUCGGUUCCAGCACUCCCGGAACCUCCUCUUCCGUGACGUAGGCAUCCUCGUUGCUUCCAGCCGCCUCUGGGUCGGGGGUGGACAGCAGCAUCCUUGGCCUUCGGGUUAGAGGGAAUUAAUCUCUUGAAGUGUAGGUAGGGACUGCGGAGGGACAGCUGUUAACUAGUGCACAGGGACAGCAACGAUCCCUGGAUGCUUACGAGCGCUGGGUAUGUGCGAGGGGAUCGCGCGCCGUUCCCCUGCCUCCCCCGCCGAUCUCUGGGAUGGUUCGCGCCAUCCGCGCGCGAGGCUUGAAGAGCGGGCGGUGGCGCGCUUCCACCAGGCAGUUUCUUGUCUGUGCCUCCCUAUGGACUCCCUUCGCGCUGAGGCCGACGCCUUGGAAGCAGAGAUCAAGGCCUUGAGGCGGGCGUGCGUGGAGCUACCGGCGCCGGGUGAAGACACCUCCCCAGUCCGACAAUCAUUUCAAGAUAUAUACCAAUCAGAUUCUGAAGGAUGGGAGUCAUUGAAAGAUCUGAGAAGUCAUCUUGGACAUGUAGAAUCAGAACUUCAAUUUCUAAGUUUGCUUACUGGCAUCAGCAUAAGAAAUUAUUCCAAGAAGACGGAGGACCUAACAAGCACUGAAAUGACAGAAAAGAAUAUAAAGAAAGUUCUACAGAGACACAGAUUAUCAGGAAGUUGCCACAUGAUUACAUUUCAACUUGAAUUUCAGAUUCUGGAAAUCCAGAAUAAGGAGAGUUUAUCUUCUGUUAUUACUGACCUCAGCAUAAUAAUGGAGCCCACCGAAUAUUCAGAAUUAAGUGAAUUUGUAUCUAGAACAGAAGAAAGAAGAGAUCUAUUUAUGUUUUUCCGAAGCCUACACUUCUUUGUGGAGUGGUGUGAAUAUCGCAAGCGCACAUUUAAACAUUUCAAGGAAAAGUACCCAGAGACUGUGCACCUCACCAAGGGAGCCUCCUCCAGCUACAUGGGGAUCAGGAGCCACAGCCGACCAGAGUUUGAACUGGUAAUUGUUUGGAGGAUACAAAUAGAUGAAGAAGGGAAGGUUUUGCCGAGGCUGGAUCUUCUCACCAAGGCGCCGCUGUCAGCCCUGGAACUGGACAAGAACAGAGUCAUAGAAACUGCUCCUCUCAGCUUCCGAACCCUGCUGGGUGUGCUGGGCAUUGAAGCCACUCUAGAAAGCCUGAUAAAAUCGCUUUGCACAGAGGAACAAGUUCCCACACAGUGAACAACUACACAGGAGUAAAAUGCUGUACCUAGAGGUGUGUGAUUUUAUUGAGUAUAAACAUUUGCUCUUUUCCACUUGGAAACCUUACCUUUAGAACAUGUUUAUGCAGUUAUGGCACAUUAUAUAUAAGUUGUCAGGACAUGAAAAAUAAAUAGUUAUUUAAAUUUAAAAUA